This is a messenger RNA of Patiria miniata (bat star), 1589 nucleotides long. RefSeq names its product choline kinase alpha-like. The transcript is spliced from 10 exons. Gene Ontology annotation, biological process: CDP-choline pathway; phosphatidylethanolamine biosynthetic process. Lineage: Eukaryota; Metazoa; Echinodermata; Asteroidea; Valvatida; Asterinidae. The record is from RefSeq and is a predicted model, not a curated record. Gene Ontology annotation, molecular function: ethanolamine kinase activity; choline kinase activity. The coding region runs from base 29 to 1327 and encodes 432 amino acids. Gene Ontology annotation, cellular component: cytoplasm.
AAACAUCUCGUGAUUUCGUGGAUGCUGCAUGCUGCGCGCACGCAGUCGAUUGAGCAAAUAUAACGAAAGAAGCCAGGAUUCUCGAUCUAUUUUUUGGUGCAAAAGUAUGGCCACAGUGCCUGAGGAAACUCGGGUGAAAGCAUACAACUGGUGCAGGGACUACUUGGGAGGAACGUGGAGGAGAAUCAAGUACGACGACUUUCAAAUUCGCGAUUUACGGGGACUAAGUCCGCAAAUAGCCCCACGGCAUUUUGUCUGUGCCUUACCCCCGUGGGUAGCAUGUGCCAACAUCAGUGAACCCCGGCAGGCAUUGCUGCACCUGUAUCGACAUCCAAUAAUCACGGGAACACCGCCCAGCACCCACAAGGGCCGUAAGAACGAGCCGACGGAGGUGCUGCUACGCGUCUUCGGGGAGAUCUUUUACGAGAGCGACGCGCCUCUGCUAGACACCAUCAUCUUCUCCUUGCUGUCGGAGCGGCAGCAAGGCCCCAAGCUGUACGGCGUGUUUCAGGAGGGGCGUUUGGAACAGUACAUUCCGUCGAGAUGCCUGACCACUGCGGAGCUGGCAGACCCUAAAUUCACGGUGGAGAUUGCGGAGAAGCUGGCCAAGUUUCAUCAGCUGGAAUUACCUCUGUGCAAAGUGCCGCGAUGGCUGAACCAGGUCUUAGACAAGUGGACCAACCUGACCCUCAGAAUGGAGCUGGACACACCCAGCGACCAGCGGGUCCUGGAGGAGAUCAGGUCACAUGACCUCGGAAAAGAAGUCACCUUCAUCAAGGAACUGAUCGCCAACUCCAAGAGCCCCGUUGUUUUCAGUCAUAACGAUUGCCAGGAAGGUAACAUCCUGCUUGCUAAAGGAAGCCCAGAGAUUAAGGACAACAGCCUUGUUUUGAUCGACUAUGAAUAUGCAAGCUACAACUAUAGGGCGUCAGACUUUGCCAACCACUUCUGCGAGUGGACCAUCGACUACACCAAAGAGAGCGCCCCCUACUUCAAUCUGGUUCCAGAGGAUCACCCGACCGAGGCGCAGCAGCUGAGAUUCAUCCGGGCCUACCUGGAGGAAUACAACUCCACCAAGGAGCAGAGGGAGGGGGAGGGGCCUGGAGCAGGAGGGGAGGGGGUGUGCAACCGCAUGAGCACCGAGGCCGAGGAAAAACUCAUUCUCCGAGAAAUCGCAAGGUUUACACCAGUCAUCCAUCUUAUCUGGGUAAUGUGGUCCUGUGUACAGGCUAAAAUCUCCCACACAGCCUUUGGUUACAUGGAAUACGGACUGGCCAGACUCAAGGAGUACUUCCGAACCAAGGCGGCCUUACCCGAUGACCUGUGACCGUUGCACUCCGACCUUGUGCUUUCAAACUGUAUUUCAAUCAUUCUGUCAAUAGACUGAUCCCUUAAACCCCGCCCACUGCACACUUAGGGAAACAAUACGUGCACCUCGUCAAUUACCCACCGCAUGUUACAAGCAUAUCUGACUAAAGUGCACGCGUGUUGGACAUAACCAACUCCCUAGGCAUUUUUGCCAGGAUGUAACAAUCUCAAUCCUCCAAAAUCCUCUGUUUUUUUCUUGAAUGUGGUCCUUGGAGGUGUGA